This is a messenger RNA of Acanthaster planci (crown-of-thorns starfish), 4632 nucleotides long. RefSeq names its product prominin-1-A-like. Lineage: Eukaryota; Metazoa; Echinodermata; Asteroidea; Valvatida; Acanthasteridae. The record is from RefSeq and is a predicted model, not a curated record. Gene Ontology annotation, molecular function: cholesterol binding. Gene Ontology annotation, cellular component: microvillus; cilium; apical plasma membrane.
GCUAUGCAGUGACGUACGUGGGUCCUUUGUAUUUUUCGCCUCAUCUUAAUUCUUACGCAUGACGACUGAACUCUUCGCUGUCCCUUUCCUUGGCAUGUUUGGUGAUCGUGCCGAGACAGUUGUGGUCUGGUUCAGAUGUGAUAGGUGCAUUCGUAGCCUUCCGUCAACACUUAAAAGAUAAAAGGAAUCUGGCCAAAUUCAAUUCAGUGCAAUUUGGGACAACAUCUUUUCUUGAAGAUGGCAAAUGCUGAGCUGUACAGGUGGCUUUCAGCCACUGUUCUUGUCCUUGUCUUGUUCUCGGUUGGACAAUGUGCAAACUCCAACAAUAAUGGCAACCUAACUUUAGACGAUGUACCCAGCGAUCACGUUUACCUGUCAAGUGGUGAAUAUGACGAAGGGGGUUUUCCUUUACCAACAACUUGGGGGCUCAUUAAUAGCUUCUUGCGCACAAUCUCACCGGCUCCUCCACCUUACGAUCUUAUCAAUGGCUUGCUGAGUGGAACAACUUCACUCACUGUUGACUUACUUACCGGCAGCAUUUCUCAGCUGACGGGUAACCUAAUGGGCUUUGCCAUCUGCUUCAUCAUCGGCGCCCUGUUUGUAGUCAUCUUUCCUAUUGUUGCUUUGUGUUUUUGCUGCUGCCGUUGUUGCUGUAACAACUGCGGUGGUAAAAUGUAUCAGAAGCAAGGGAAGUAUGACCGGACCAAGCGGGUUAUUUUCGGCUUCUGUCUGGUACUGUGUCUUGGAUUUAUCAUAGGGGGAGUGGCUACAGCAUUCUGUGUCAACACCUUUACCACCCAGAAGGUUGAGAGUCUACCCCAAGAUGUGGUUAAUAACAUUGAUGACAUGGUGUCCUUUGUUACUAACACCCUGCAGGAGAUUAACUUCACAGUUGUGGACCAGCUCAAUUACACUCUGAGUCAAGUGGGACAGGAUCUGGUUGAUAUUGAUCAGCUUGUUGGUGUGCCAGUCAAGGAGAGCUUAUCGACCAUUGUGCAGCCAGCAAUCGAUGCUAUCUACCCACUUGACACCUCCAUAAGCAACACCUACAAUGGCCUUGUCAACAUCAACACCACUCAGGCCAAUGUGGAGGUCAUGUGGGAAGACGUCAAGAGUCGUGUAGAUCAAGUCGCAAGUGACAUCGGUGCUGCUUGUUCUUCUUGCGGUUGCUGUGGAUCUGCUCCUGAUUAUUCUGGUCUUAGCAUGAAUGCAGACUGGCGAGAUAUCAAUAUUGGCAUGAUGCAUGGUACCUUCCCUCAAAUAGCCGUAGACAAUUCAAUCGAUGCUAUGGAGGAUGUUAACAAUGCUGAUCUCAGCUCAUCUGCAGAUGAGGGUGCAGCCAACUUUGACAACCUGCCACAGACUCUGAAGAACACAACCCAGUCUCAAAUUGAUGACAUCUUGAAUACCCUUAAUGGUUUAGAAACCAGUAUUGCAGGUCUCCUUACAUCCACUACCAGUGAAUUGUCAGGGAUUAUUGGCCAGAUUGAUGGCUAUAAAGACACUAUCAAUGACAUCACACCCCUUAUUCAGCAGUAUGAUCCCUACAGGAGCUAUGCCUUGAUCGGUUUCUACAGCAUCCUGCUGGUCAUUGCCGUAUUGUUCUUGUUUGGUCUCAUCCUGGGCGUGGCAGGAUACAACACGGAAGUGACGCCAUCCCAGCGAGGAAGCUGCUCCCACUGUGGUGGCAUCUUCAUGAUGGCGGCUGUUGGCAUUGCAUUCAUUUUCCUGACAUUCUUCAUGCUGUUUACAAUGCUGUUGUUCAUUGUGGGUGGACCCUUUGAUCGUCUCUUCUGUGAUCCUCUGGUAUCCGGGGAGCUGUUUACACAGACUAUUGACAAGGAGAAUGCCCUCGGCCCAGGAUACUUUCUGGGCCAGACGCUCUUUGGAGAUGGGAACAUAUCACUCACUCUCACUGGCAUUUUAGAUGACUGUGAGAACAAUACGGCAGUUUACGAAGCCUUCAAGUUGGAAAAUUUCCUGAAUAUAAGUGAUCUCCUCAACUUCCAACAGUUUAUUCCAGACAUUGGUAGCCAGUUUACCAAUGUGACCGGUGAUCUGACUGCUGUAGACAUCCUCACUCCUAGUACCAGGCAGAUCUUGAUUGACUUCCGUGAUUCGCCAGCGGACAACAUCAACUGGACACUCUUCAAAGAGGAGCUUGCGAGCGAUCUGACUAAUGACGUGAAUAAUGGCAACGAUCUCUCUGUGCUUGCCAGCCUCCUCAAUACAUUCGCUGCAGGUCUCUCAAGUCCUGAUGAUUCCACCUUCCAGGAUUUGGCAACAAACCUGACUAUCAUACAGACAAACUACAUAGCACCACUCCUGGCCCAAAGGGACACCCUUUCAAUGUACAUCACAGAUCUGGAGAGUGAGACUGGUAACAUAGAUACUCUUGUCAAUGAUACCAUUGAUGCUGCCGAUGCUGCUCAGGGCCACCUAGACACUACUAGUCCGAAUCUCAUCGCACAGGAAGUCGAGAGUUAUGCGAAACGUAUCUUGGGCUACCCAGAGCAGUUUGUCAGCUACGCCCUGGAUCAGCUUCAGACGCAGAUUGGAAAGUGCCGUCCUGUCUACAAUCUCUGGACCUCACUGAUUGCCAGUUUCUGUCGAGGUUUCCUGGAGUCGUUGAAUGCUUUGUGGCUGAUCAUGGGUUGGUGCAUCUUCUUCCUGGUUCCUAGUACUAUCUUUGGAGUCAAACUGGCCAAGCAUUAUCGGCGUAUGGACUACGAUGAUUAUGAUGGCAAUCAGGAUAUGGAAAUGGCCGAAAAGUAUGGUGGUGGUGGUAGCAGUCACUUUUCAAGCAACAAAGUUGCUCCGAGUUAUUCUUAAUGAUGCCCAGACUGCCGUGGAAAGCUCUAAAAGCAGUUGGAUUUGAGAAAACCGCAAGAUGUUGGACGCAGUCCAUCUGCACAGAUACUUGAGAUGCUGAAGUUUUCAGAUUAACUUAACGACAGAUCCAAAAAAAUUAAAGGGUUCCAAAUACAAUUUCAGAAAGUUUGGACUUUUUUUUCAAGCAACCUUUUAUGGCUUACUGGAGGGGUGAGGUUGCAUUUUGUAGCUUUUCAAGCGGCCUUUGAUGGAAGGAAAAGGGAAAAAAAAUAGGGAGAAAUCACCAUUCUCUCAUUACUUUAAACAAAACUGGGGGUUCCCUUUUUGGGGAGGGGCAUGGCCUCUAUUCCCCCCACACACACACAAGACUCUCCCUUGGAUUAAAGAAAUAUCUCUCUUGAGGCUGUGAAAUUUAUUAUAUAUUGUAUAAUAUGUAAUAUUCAAACUUGAAUUAUUUCAGACAAGAUUGUUUUCAGUGACAUGAGACAUUUCUCAUGAACCACUUUGGUCCACCAUAUUUGAUUUCAGGCAAUGUCCAAAACCAAGUAGAUGUAUCAAUUCAAUGGGUGAUAGCCAGAUCUGAAGCUGGUACCUGGCAACACCCCUGUUAUGGCUGAAUAUCAAAGAUGGCAGACCACUAAGCAUUAUGGGAUAUGUGACGUGUUGAAGAAAUCUAUUAUUUCCAUUCUUUGAAAUACUUCACCCUAAGCAUAAGUUUGAUAAAUUUAUGAUUUCUGCUGUUACGGUUGUGAAGUUGAUACCCAUUUAUUUCUUCCAAGUAUUUUUGUUUUCUUUAAGUCUGUACUUUUUUAUUUUAAUUUGUAUUAAAGUUAUACAGACUUGGUUGCUGUGUAUACAUCAGGCAAUAUUGUGCUAGAUUAGCAAGAGGCUUCUCAAUACUGUUUUAUUUUUAAGAGGUUUUUACUCUUUGCUAUUUGUCUUUCACUGAAAUUUUUUAAUAAGUUCUUGCAAGAGAAAUGUUUUAAACUGUGGCCUAUAUUAUAGAAUUGUAUAUAGUCAAGAUUGGUCUGUGUGUGUGAAGACUAAAUAUAGAUGUUAGAAACGUAACUGUUGGUUUGUGCUAAGUGGCACGAUAUUGUAGCUAGUAUUUUGUUUUUAGUUGGGGAAGUUUUUAGUUGCUAAGUUCCUUCACGCACAUUGAUAAUAAUGCUUAUACUUUAUACGUUGGUUAAUGUUCUUUUCUGUAGACUAGAAAAUGUAUUUCUGGAAAUAUUCUUGCCACAUGCUCAGUUUUGAGACGUAUGUUUCACCUAGCAGUACAAGAAAUUAUUCUUGGGAACAAGGAAACUUUUUAAAUUAGGUAAUUUGUUUUGGUGUGCACCGCUGUAUAUUAUUGUCCAAUGACAGACUAUGAUUGACGGGUUUUUUCGUGCAAGGUUGAAUGUAUAUAUCUGUGUGUCAAAUAGUGUUGCUUUGAAAGUAUCAGUGUUCUGUGAAUAAUUGCAUCAAAAAUAUAAUACAGUAGUAGCCAUACCAUGCUGCAAAACCGCAAAUUCAGAAUGUUUACCUCAAAUGAAUUCUACCCAUCUUUAACAACUUCAUCCUUACAUUCUUCAAAAGUUAAAUAUUUUUGGUUUGAAAACUCUAGCUUUUAAGCCAAGUUAGCAACAAGUUUACCACUAGCUGGUACAUUUUGGUCUUUUGUGGUUUUCAAGCAAUACUGUUUAAGUGAAGGAGGUAUACUGAUCUUUUUGAGAAGUUUAUAUGAAAAGUUUUAAGUGGAAUAAAGAAGCUGUCUUGUAAGGCUUAACUUCAAAACGCUUCGGCGUUUAUGUGUAA